CUUGGAUUAUUUUGAGUUGGGGUUGGAUUAUGAUAUCUUUCACCAUACAAAUAUGAGUAACAUAUUUGUGAUGAUUGAAGAUAUUAAAGACUUAUUCACGAUGGAUUGGCUUGAUGUGUCUAUUAUUCAAGUCUUUAUAGUGUAUGCUCAUCAGCUAUGCAAGGACUUUGAAGUCAACUCAAUUGGGUUUAUGUGUCCAACGCAAUUUGCGAAAGGAAAUGUUGACUUAAAUGAGGAUGCUGUUACAGCAUACAUUGGGAAUACCAUGGUUACGCUGAAAGACAAGAUAUUUAUCUUAGCACCAUACCAUCAAGCGAAUCAUUGGUUACUACUCGUGCUUCAUGCAAGUUCAAGAAUCGUAUACGUAUUAGAUCCAUUGAAUUGUAGGCGCAAAAUUGAAGUCAAACAAGCCGUGAAUAUGGCUUUUCGAACCUCUGCAAUUCAACGAGGGCAAAGGAUUAUGGGUAAUGCUAAUUGGAAAUAUGUGAAGUGUCCUCAACAACCCGGUAGUGAUGAAUGUGGAUACUACGUUAUGAGGUUCAUAUAUGAUAUAUGCACAAAAUUUCAUAACUACACUUCGUUGGAUGAGGCAUAUCAAGACACAAAUGCUUAUUCUAAGGAUGAAAUAGAUGAGAUACGAAGGUUAUGGAUAAACUAUUUUGUAAAUGAGUGCAUAUAAAUGUUUAUUAGGUGCACUAGAUGGAAUUACAUUGUAUAUAUUAUGAUAUAUUAAUGUUGGAUUAUUAUUUUGC
Messenger RNA from Ipomoea nil (Japanese morning glory), 752 nucleotides. RefSeq lists its product as uncharacterized. The transcript has 6 exons. Gene Ontology annotation, molecular function: cysteine-type peptidase activity. The record is from RefSeq and is a predicted model, not a curated record. NCBI's taxonomy places the organism in Eukaryota, Viridiplantae, Streptophyta, Magnoliopsida, Solanales, Convolvulaceae. Bases 53 to 679 code for a protein of 208 amino acids. Gene Ontology annotation, biological process: proteolysis.